AUGAAAUUCAGUCUUAAAUUUGAUAUUAUAUUUUUUGGUCAUUGUCAAACAAAUAUCCAAAUCAAGAUAUUACUUAAAGAACCAUACGAACAUUCGCAUGUACCUGAUCCAGAUCGAUUUCACGUCAUUCGACUUAAAAAUGAAAUUAAACUUCGUGGUACAUUAUCAGAUGAAGGAGCCGGUACGAUAUUAUUUGAUGUAUUACGUACAACUCCAUUAACAGCAACUCCUGGUUCACCUACAAAUGAUGCAUUGUUGCAAAUAAUUCGUCGUGAACGACCACCUAUGAAACUUGAUCAUCAUGGUUGUUUACCUCUUAUAUUACGUUAA
Rotaria sordida is the source of this 330-nucleotide messenger RNA. The record is from the annotation of a GenBank genome assembly. Lineage: Eukaryota; Metazoa; Rotifera; Eurotatoria; Philodinida; Philodinidae.